CUAUUGUCUUGUAUAUAUUGUACUGUUAUUGGUUUACAAUUAAUCAAUGAGGAAGUCUCUUUCUGAUUCACUGCUUCUCAACCCUUUAGUGGUAUCAGAGCUUUCAAACUCUCAUGAGUUCUCGAUUCCCAUGGCCUUCAAUGAUGAAGCCCCACACUCUGCAGCCUCUAAACACUCAGUAAUGACUAUCAUUAACUCCAACACCACCAAAAAUCCCAUCUUAUUCAACUCCUCUACCUUUCUGCAUGAUGGCUGCUUUGUUUCAGAAUACCUCCGAGCUCCUAAAAUGGUGGCUGAUGAACUUGGAAUGGUAGACUAUCCUCUCACAGAUGAUGAUCUCACUGUGUAUAUCCUGAAUGGCUUAAGACCAGAAUUUCGAGAAAUUGCAGCCUCUCUUUGCACCCGUGACUCUUCCUUGUCCUUUGAUGAUUUGCACGAUCGGCUGGUCGCACAUGAGGAGAGCUUGAAAAGAGAUGAACUCCAGCUUGAUUUUGUUCCAGCCAUUACUCAUUAUGCUGCUAUCCUUGGUAUGAUGAAUUCUUCCUUUUUACAUGCUAGUCUGCAUCCCUCGGUGCACACUUUCUAGUGUCAAUCGUAGUCUUCCUAGCAACAAUUCCAUGGGAAAUGUGGGUCUAGUUCACCAUCUAGGCCCAAUCAGUUUUGACACCUCAACCCAAGCCUACAAAAUCAGAGCAGGCCCACUGGCUCCACUUGUCAACUUUGUCGCUGUGCUAAGCACUUCACUAAUAACUGUCCCAAUUUUUG
Rubroshorea leprosula is the source of this 765-nucleotide messenger RNA. NCBI's taxonomy places the organism in Eukaryota, Viridiplantae, Streptophyta, Magnoliopsida, Malvales, Dipterocarpaceae. The record is from the annotation of a GenBank genome assembly.